Messenger RNA from Thrips palmi, 1996 nucleotides. Its product is annotated as sodium channel and clathrin linker 1. Gene Ontology annotation, biological process: clustering of voltage-gated sodium channels; cilium assembly. NCBI's taxonomy places the organism in Eukaryota, Metazoa, Arthropoda, Insecta, Thysanoptera, Thripidae. The record is from RefSeq and is a predicted model, not a curated record. The coding region runs from base 136 to 1875 and encodes 579 amino acids. The transcript has 10 exons. Gene Ontology annotation, cellular component: centriole.
UUUGAAACUCAGCUGGAGACAUUUGUAAACAAACAUGCAUUCUGCUGCCAAACGUAACAUUGACAGUUGUAGUAUGGUGGCGCGAGACGUAGACCUGAAGCUUGUUUAGUAUCUUGAACUCGUAUUGGAUUUACGAUGCAAGACACACCGAUCAGAACUGAAGCUCAACGUCAUGGAGGAGACGACCUCGGCAAAGAAGAACCUAUCCUUAAGGAAUAUGAAGAUUUAUUCAAUGCAAUACAGUUGCAAUUGAAACAAUGUCAGAAUGAACAAGAUACUUUGAGGGCUAAACUUGAAUCUGUUAUUGAAGAAAAUCAGUCCCUAUCAGAACAACUUCAGUCUGAAAUUAGAAAGAAUUCCUCCUCGGACAAUUAUGUUAAAGCACUAAAUAGCAAUGUCAAACAGCAGUUAGAUGCUGCAUUACAGGAACGAGAUUCUGCGGUCGAUAUGUGGCAAACAUCCCUCCAACUUGUCACUGCCUUGGAAACCGAAUUAAAAGACUACAGAGAUAAUUCUCAUCUUACUUCUGCAGUGGAGAAAGUAAAUGAGGUUCGUGCAGAAUAUUCUCGAGCAAUAAGUUUGUUGGAAGAAAAAUUGGCAGCUGCAUCAACCCGGAUAGCCAAGGAAAAGGCGGCAAGAGAAUUAGUAGAAGGGAAAAUGGAACAGCUGGAAAAUGACCAUAAACUCCUUAGUGAACGUUAUGCAAAACGCUGUGCAGAUGUCGAUGAGGCCCUUCUUGCAAAACAGUUGUCUUUAAAGAAGAUUGAAGAGCUUGAAAAAAACUAUUCUGCAGCCAUGGCAGAUUCAGAGGAAGCCAAACUUGCUUGUGCAGAACUUGAGGCUGCUUUAGACCGAAGUAUUGCUCGUUUAGAGGAUGUUUUAAACAGAGAAGCUGAGGCUCGAGAAAAAGUGGAUGAAGCUCUACAAAUAGUAGAUGUAGCUCUAAUUGAUAGAGACAAUGCUCUAAAAGAUGCAGCUCAGGCAUCUGAAGAUGUUCAACAGCUACAGGCCACUUUAAGUGAACUUAUAAAAGAAGCUGGUUGUGAGGUUCAAGCAGAAGCAGAACAGAUCAAAGAACAGUAUAAUAUUAGAAUAAAGAAUUUACUUUUGGAUAUGCGACGACUGUACUCAGAAAAUAAGAGUAAAAAUUCGCAGCUUCAAAAGCUGAAGAGUGACUUGCAAUCCACUGAAGCUGAACUUCAAAGAACGAAACGUGAAUUAGACACAGCUUUAAAAGAUAGACCUUCUUUCUCGGCCUUGGAUCGCAGGAUAGAAGGCCUGUUCAGAUCGCAGGAGCUUGCUGGUGGAGAUUCCAUACGUGCUGAUCUUGAAAUGGAGCAGCUUAGAGCAGAAAUAAUGAAACUUUCACAAAGUAAUGAGCUGCAGCAGCGCCAACAUCUGCUUGAUCGUCAUGUUUUAGAGGAACAAAUCAAUAUUUUGCAGUCUGAAGUCGAGCAUUCCUCUCAAAUAAUAUCUGAAAGUUUAGCUAAAAAUGAAGGUCUUAGUGCUUUGCUGCAUCAAAAAGAACAGGAAAUUUUAAUGAUGAAAACAACUUUGUCGCCCAAUACUCAAACUCAGUGUCUUGACCAUAGGUUUUUGCAUGAAGCUGGUUCUAAGGUUUCUGAACAUACAUGGCUAGACAGCCAUAGGAUGUACAAUGAGCUUCAGACUCAACUUGAUUCACAAAGGGACUUGGCAAAUAAAUGGAAAAGUGAGGUGAAUCUAAUAACAUCUCGGUUUCAGUCAAGGCUCAGAGAAUUGCAUUCAGAAGUAUUGACCUUGAGAAGAGAGAACAGAGAAAUUCACAAUCUUCUGCAAGCUGCCCGAUACCAGCUGAAAAAUUCACUACAAGGUGUUGUGAAGCCAAGUUUAUGAAGUUUUGGUUUGUGUAAACCUCUUCUUUGCAAAUUCGUUGACUGAUGUUUGUGAGAACAGCUUGCUUUCCACCGAUGUGAUAUGGUGAUUGAUUAAUAGACAAUAAUUUUUACUUUAUGAA